Molecule: messenger RNA, 1560 nt
Organism: Hypomesus transpacificus
Lineage: Eukaryota; Metazoa; Chordata; Actinopteri; Osmeriformes; Osmeridae
Exons: 6
Coding region: 289-1257 (322 amino acids)
Biological process (GO): proteolysis
Molecular function (GO): serine-type endopeptidase activity
Source: RefSeq, a predicted model, not a curated record
GAGUGUGUGUGCAUUGAGGAAUGUGUUUUGAUCGACAUCUGUAUCUUUGUAUGUGUCUACUUGUGUGUCAGGAAGAUACGUUUGUAUAUUUGUGUGUGUGUGUGCAUGUGAGAGACAGAGAUGGUUUGUUUGUUGGUAUUUGUGUGAUUGUGUGUUCGUGCGUGCAUGUGUGUGUGGGAGGGGUGAAAGCGCGGUGGUUUGUAUGUUUGUAUUUGUGUGACUGUGUGUGUGUGGGAGGGUCCUGAGGCUGCAGUAUAAAUAGUGGGGCCUAGGGACAGGGUAGAGAUCAUGUGGAGGAUGAAGGCUGUUCCUGGGAACCCUCUCCUGCUGCUGCUGCUGCUGCUGGUGGGCCAGGCUCCCCCGCCAGCUGCUGGACACACCCUCAACAGUCCCGGAAGUCAGCCCCAGCACAAAGUCUUGCACUUGGAUUGGCCAAAGGACUGCGGCAUGUCCCACUUCAAACCCAACAUGGCUGAACGUAUCGUCUCUGGUAACGAGGCCCGACCUCACUCAUGGCCGUGGCAGGUGUCCUUGCAGGUCCGUCCUCGGGGCAGUAAGCACUACAUCCAUGUGUGUGGAGGAACACUCAUCCACAAGAACUGGAUCCUUACCGCUGCACACUGCUUCCAGAAGGGGAAAGCAGAAGAUGCUGGUAGCUGGAGGAUUGUUGUGGGGAAGCACCAGCUGAAGCGGUCUGAGAAACCUGAAAGGAUUUUCCCAGUGAAGCGUAUCUACAGGCAUGAGCACUUCCGUUACCCAACCCACAGUGAGCUGGACUAUGACAUUGCCCUGGUGAAAGCUGGCACAGACAUCGUGCCAUCCAACUUCAUUCGCUACGCCUGCCUGCCGCGCAAACAGACCAGUCUCAAACCAGGCCACUACUGCUGGGUCACUGGCUGGGGGGAUACACGAGGUGGGAAGGAGAACGUGUCUCUGGCUGAGGCUCUGAACCAGGCUCGUCUGCCCAUCAUUGACUUCAAAACCUGCCGGCAGAAGAAGUUCUGGGGUGAGCGUGUCAGAGACUCCAUGAUCUGUGCUGGCUUCAGAGACACCGAAGGUCCACCUGCAGCUUGUCAGGGGGACUCCGGUGGUCCUCUGCUGUGCCAGGUGGGACACGACAGCUGGGAGGUGCAUGGGGUGGUGAGCUUUGGACCAAUUGGCUGCACAGUGGAGAACAAACCCAGUGUGUUUACACGCACAGCAGCCUACAUUCCCUGGAUCGAGGCCACACGCAUCAGAGACUUCUUCCUUCACUAAGCCUCUUCAAAUAUCCCAUACCUCGCCCAACAUCCUGUGUCUGGGGACCUGGAAAUAUACUCCUGCCUAGUCCCUGUAUUUUAAGAACUUGUAAGACUUGUCUAUGGUUAGGAUAUCAGCAUCUGUGACACACUCACAGAAAACUGGCUAGCUGGCCUAUUUCCCAGGUUGAAGCUCUAAUAUGAUUAAAGGAGAUACACACCACAGCAUGGACAGCACAGCAGUGGCUUCUACAAGCCUCUGAUCUGACUUCUUUAUUUAACACAAUACCUAGUUUAUUUACCAAUUAAAGUUUAUAAUAGC